Molecule: messenger RNA, 1569 nt
Organism: Vanderwaltozyma polyspora DSM 70294
Lineage: Eukaryota; Fungi; Ascomycota; Saccharomycetes; Saccharomycetales; Saccharomycetaceae
Gene: SIF2
Product: Sif2p
Exons: 1
Coding region: 1-1569 (522 amino acids)
Biological process (GO): regulation of transcription by RNA polymerase II
Cellular component (GO): Set3 complex
Molecular function (GO): protein binding; transcription corepressor activity
Source: RefSeq, a predicted model, not a curated record
AUGAGUAUUACAAGUGAAGAGUUAAAUUAUUUGAUUUGGAGGUAUUGUCAGGAGAUGGGGUUCGAGGUGUCUGCUUUGGCACUUCAGGAUGAGACAAGGGUCUUGGAAUUCGAUAAUAAGUAUAAGGAACAUAUACCUCUGGGGACUUUAGUGAACUUGGUUCAAAGAGGUAUAUUAUUUACAGAAAGUGAAUUUUUGGUUAAAUACAAUGGUAAGAUCACACCGAUAGAUGAAACUCAUUAUUCACAGGAUUUCAAUCUAGCUCAGGCAUUGCAAGUUGAUAAAGAGAAGUAUCCUGAAAUAUCAUCAACAGGUAGAUUUUCAUUGGAAAACGAUUCGUUUGAAAAGGCAAACAAUGAGAAUGUAGUGGCAGAGAACAAUAAAUCAGAUGAAAACCAAAAUGAUCAAAGUAUAUCGAGAGAUAUAAUAACAAAAGUUCCCUCUCCGGUGGAUAGCUUUAUUAAAACAUUACCUGAAGUUUAUAAACUUGAUAGAAUUACGGUUUGUAGUUGGAAUCCUUCUGAUCCUUCAUUAAUAGCAUAUGGUGAAAAAACAUCGAUAGCCAAAAUAAUAACAGUUAAUAAUGCAGAUUGGUCUGUUGUAAAUUCAGUUGAAUUAAGGCAUCCGUUUGCAGCAAGUUCAACUACUAGCAAAGAUACCAAUGAAGUUACAUGUCUUGUCUGGUCUCCAGAUGGUGAACAAAUUGUAAGUGGUGUUGAAAAUGGUGAGUUAAGGGUUUGGACAAAAGACGGUCGUCUAUUAAAUGUUUUGAAUUUCCAUCGAUCACCAAUCAUCACAGCUAAAUGGAAUAAAACUGGAACUUUAAUACUAUCUUCAGAUGCAGACAAUGUAACUAUCCUAUGGAAUGCAGAAACAGGAACUGCAUUGCACCAUUUUGAGUUAAAAGAGCAAAGUUCUUCGACAGAAUCUCUAGGUGUCGAUUUAGAAUGGGUUGAUAAUGAGAAAUUUGUGAUUCCAGGAUUGCAAGGUUCAAUUGUUGUAUAUCAAACAGAUGAAGCUAAACCAUUAGGAAGAUUACUUGGUCACCAAAGGGCUAUAAGUGUUUUAGAAAUGAACACAACUAGUAAACUUCUGCUGAGUGCAUCAGAUGACCAUACGAUCAGGAUCUGGAGAGGAAAUAGUAGUAAUCCAAGUAAUUGCUUUUAUGGACAUUCUCAAAGUGUAAUAUCUGCAUCUUGGUUAAAUGACGAUAAAAUAAUAUCUACAUCAAUGGAUGGAUCAAUAAGAGUCUGGUCUCAUAAUACUAACACCUUAGUUGCUGUUUCCAUAUUCGAUGGUGUUCCUAUUUUUUCAAGUAAACUAUCACAUAAUAGAACAAAAUUUGCUGUUGGGUUCAUGGAUGGACAAGUGACCGUAUUCGAUAUGAAAUCAUUAUUAGAGAAGAUAGAUAAUAAUCAAAUAAAUUCAACUCCAACACCAAUACCUGUAUAUGGUAACUACCAGAGCAGUAAAGGUGGUGAUUGUGUCUUCGAUUUAUCAUGGAGUAAAGAUGAUAAAGCACUCUCUGUAGCAUAUUCAAUAGGGAACGGUUCAAUUAUAUCAAUAUAA